AACGAAAAGCGAACGGAUAUCAGCGAAAAAAUCGAACCGAAAUAAAAGCCUUGCCUUACCGGAUACUUUACUGGCCCAUUGGAAUUCAAAUACCAUACCAUUGUUGCUUGUAAUCAAAGCGAGCACUAUCGCACUAUUUGCGAAUUGCAAAAGCGGCGCAAAAUUAAUUGGCUUGGCGCAUGUUACGGGCCAUUCAGUUGUCCAACGAUCGUCGCCGCGAAUCACAUACAAAAGCGCACUCAACCCGAUCCGAACCAAGCUCGGGGGCGUGAGAAUCGAACAACAGUGUCUACAGAAUGUAUCCGCCCAGCAUCAAGAAUUUUCCCUCCCUCAAGACGGCCGUUGUAUGGGCCAGUGUUCUCGGAGUGUUGCAGUCCAUCAUCUGGAUAGGAUUGACCAUCACAGCAAUAUGCGCCUACAACUGUGUCCUCUAUAUAACUGAUGACUUCAACUUUGGCACCAUGAUCAAGACGGUCUUCUUCGAUUUGUACUUCAAGGGGAGCUGUAAAAUGAGUACUGCCGACUAUCAGAACUACGAUUAUGGCAUUCUGAAGACGGUCGAAACCGUAUUCGAUCCAUCGCAGGUAUUAAUUUGGGACUGCUUCUACCUGGGCUUAUCCGUCUGCUGGCUCAUCGUUUCGAUUGUGCUCUUACUAUGUGUACGCAAAGAUAAUGCCAAACUAUCCCUGAUCGCCAUCGCACACUGGGCCUUCUUUGUGGCCGUCAUCUGCUGCAUGGAUGUGGCCUCUGGCGUGAUCUUUGGCAUUGACUACGGCCGCUUCCAGGCGACAGCCCUGACCUACAAUGCCAACACCAUCAACGCUGAGCCCGUCCUGCCAAUGGCAUCCACCCUGAUGGCCGGCGGUGUGGCGGCCAUUUCGAUGAUGAUCAUAUCCUUCAAGGGUUUCAUUCUGUGGUUCAUCAACGUUGGACUGCUCAUCUACCUCUCGAUGCGAGCCACGCGCAUUGUCACUGAUAAGGAUAGUGAGGAUACUUUGUUCAAUCCCCGCAAGGAUUCCAAUGAUAUUCUGACCACCCGGACCCCCAUUCGUGCCUACGAAGAAGAAAAAGUAGAAUUUCAGGCCUACAACAAUGCAGGUUACAUGCCGGAUAAUCGAUCAUCGGCCGAAACCAUUGAGGUGAACGAGCAGGCAAUCGUUCGAGCGGCUCAUAUGUCGCUCGAUGCCAAUCUUAUGGAUCGCCGGUUCCGCGACAUCAAUGCCUUCCAACAGUACCCAGCUCCGAAUCCGCAGGACAGCCGUCCUCUGCGACAGACUUCGCUAGUGCCCAGGCAGGAGACUGUGGUUGUGGCCACGUCCGGCUUCCCCAUGCCGGACUACACCCCACAGCCGAGUCCGAGUGGCAUUCUGCGUCAUCCCCAGUAUUAGGCGGAGCGAGCGGCGCCAACACCAAGAAAACAAAGUACCCAAAAGCUAACUUGCAUAAUAUAAUUCUCAAAUAAUAGCAUACCCCCUAAAAGCCGCCCUAGUAUGAGUAGUGCCCGCAAAUGAAAUGAAAGAAAAUCCGCUAAAAUUUAGUUAAAAUUUGAAUCAGUAUGUUUUGUGCAUGUUAUUUUUUUUUAUUUUUUAUUUAUUUGCCUCCUAAUAACAAUAUAAGUGUGCAGUUGUAAAUACAUACAUAUAUAAUAUACAAUGAAGUGUUAUAUA
Molecule: messenger RNA, 1667 nt
Organism: Drosophila persimilis
Lineage: Eukaryota; Metazoa; Arthropoda; Insecta; Diptera; Drosophilidae
Exons: 5
Coding region: 297-1388 (363 amino acids)
Source: RefSeq, a predicted model, not a curated record